Momordica charantia (bitter melon) is the source of this 1068-nucleotide messenger RNA. It is a transcript of the gene VPS2.1, whose product is annotated as SNF7 family protein. Lineage: Eukaryota; Viridiplantae; Streptophyta; Magnoliopsida; Cucurbitales; Cucurbitaceae. Gene Ontology annotation, biological process: vacuolar transport. The record is from RefSeq and is a predicted model, not a curated record.
UACCGCGUAAAAGUUUCUUUCUGAGAAGACCAGAGGAAAAGGCUUCGGAAGCAAAGCAGAAUCCAUUUUCAAGCCACCGUAAUUUACAGGCACAUCAAUAAAAACCCACACGAUUGAUCGGAUCCGCUCAAUUGAGAAAUUGAGAUAUUCGUAAUUCCGCCGUUUCAAUUCAGUGUUUCUUUGUACAAUCCGAUCAGCCGCGAUGAGUUUUCUCUUCGGCAAGCGCAAAACUCCAGCAGAACUCCUCCGGGAAAAUAAGAGGAUGCUGGACAAGUCGAUCAGAGAAAUUGAAAGGGAAAGACAAAGUCUUCAAACACAAGAGAAGAAACUAAUUGCAGAGAUUAAGAAAAGUGCCAAGCAAGGGCAAAUGGGCGCUGUGAAAGUAAUGGCAAAAGAUCUUGUUAGAACCAGGCACCAGAUUGAAAAGUUCUACAAGCUUAAAUCACAACUUCAGGGCGUAUCUCUUAGAAUUCAGACUUUGAAGUCAACCCAAGCAAUGGGAGAAGCGAUGAAAGGUGUGACAAAGGCAAUGGGACAAAUGAAUAGGCAGAUGAACUUGCCAUCCCUGCAGAAAAUUAUGCAAGAAUUCAUGAAACAGAAUGAAAGAAUGGAACUGAUGACUGAAGUUAUGGAAGACGCAAUUGAUGAUGCUUUGGAAGGAGAUGAGGAAGAGGAAGAGACAGAAGAAUUGGUCAGCCAGGUUCUUGAUGAGAUAGGAAUUGACAUGAACCAAGAGCUCGUGAAUGCACCUUCGACUACUGUCACUGCACCAGCAGCAAAGACAAAAGUCGCACAAGCUGAAGCAACAGGGAACGAUGAUGGAGGAAUAGACAGCGAUCUUCAAGCCAGACUAGACAACUUGAGGAAAAUGUGAAAUGUGAAUGUGAUCUUCAUUUCUUUUGUGUAUAUUGAAUCAUUGAUAUCGUCCAUCCUGACUACAUCAAGGAAGGACCAUUUACGCCACUGCCAUGAUAUAUACUUCAUAAAUUUAUGCCAUUAUUUCUUGACCUUGUUUGGGUAUGCAAAAAGAAGCGGUGUCUUGUAUUGUAUAUACUCAUAUAUUGGUCC